UUUAAAAUCACACCAAGUAACAACAGCACACUUCCAGAAAGCCCUAAUACGUAAACCCCUCACUGCUUACUGCUCAUCAGUCUUCCCGCCUUCCGAACGCUCGAUCUACUCCACCGAGGGCUUUCCAUUGCUGAAUAAUACACUUCCAUUGAUGGUAAUCUCGCUCUGAUUUGACCUUAUUUCGCUUAUCGUCAAUCCGUUAAGUUCCUUCUUACCGGUCCGAUUCAAAAAUGUCGCUGAGGGUUCUGAAUCCGAAUGCCGAAGUGCUCAAUAAGUCGGCGGCUCUGCAUAUGAACAUCAACGCCGCCAAGGGUUUGCAAGAUGUGCUCAAGACCAACCUUGGCCCGAAAGGCACCAUUAAGAUGCUGGUUGGCGGAGCAGGGGAUAUUAAGCUUACCAAGGACGGAAACACUUUACUAAAGGAGAUGCAAAUCCAAAACCCUACCGCAAUAAUGAUUGCCAGAACAGCAGUUGCUCAAGAUGAUAUAAGCGGGGAUGGUACCACUUCCACUGUACUCUUUAUUGGUGAACUAAUGAAGCAAUCUGAGCGUUAUAUUGAUGAAGGGAUGCAUCCACGUGUUUUGGUUGAUGGCUUUGAAAUUGCUAAAAGGGCAACAUUGCAAUUUCUUGAAAAAUUUAAGACUCCAGUUGUGGUUGGUGAUGAGCCAGAUAUAGAGAUGCUAAAGAUGGUAGCAAGAACAACACUGAGGACAAAGUUAUACGAGGCUCUGGCAGAUCAGUUGACGGACAUAGUUGUAAGAUCGGUGCUCUGCAUUCGCAAGCCAGAAGAAUCUAUUGAUCUUUUCAUGGUUGAAAUCAUGCACAUGCGUCACAAAUUCGACGUGGACACCCGAUUGGUUGAGGGUCUUGUCCUUGACCAUGGUUCCAGACAUCCAGACAUGAAGAGGCGUGCAGAGAAUUGUCAUAUCUUGACUCUCAAUGUUUCCUUGGAAUAUGAAAAGAGUGAAAUAAAUGCAGGCUUUUUUUACUCAAGUGCUGAGCAGAGAGAGGCUAUGGUUGCAGCAGAAAGACGAUCUGUUGACGAAAGAGUUCAAAAAAUAAUUGAUCUGAAAAAUAAGGUUUGUGCAAAUAAUGAAGACAAUUUUGUUGUCAUCAACCAAAAGGGUAUUGAUCCCCCAUCAUUGGAUUUAUUGGCGCGUGCAGGGAUUAUUGCUCUUCGAAGAGCAAAGAGGAGGAAUAUGGAACGUUUAGUUUUGGCAUGCGGUGGGGAGGCUGUUAAUUCUGUUGAUGACUUAACUCCUGAUUGCCUUGGUUGGGCCGGAUUAGUAUAUGAGCACAUCCUUGGAGAAGAGAAAUAUACAUUUGUAGAGAAUGUGAAAAAUCCACAUUCCUGUACCAUACUUAUCAAAGGCCCAAAUGAUCAUACUAUUGCUCAAAUCAAGGAUGCAGUUCGUGAUGGAUUGAGAGCAGUGAAGAACACCAUUGAGGAUGAAGCUGUUGUCCUUGGAGCAGGUGCUUUUGAAGUUGCAGCCAGACAAUACUUAGUGAAUGAAGUCAAGAAAACGGUUCAAGGGCGUGCACAACUUGGUGUGGAAGCUUUUGCUGAUGCCCUUCUUGUGGUGCCAAAGACACUGGCUGAAAAUUCUGGCCUUGACACUCAGGAUGUGAUCAUAGCUCUUACGGGAGAGCAUGAUAGGGGAAAUGUAGUGGGUCUAAACCAGCACACUGGUGAACCACUUGAUCCUCAAAUGGAGGGCAUCUUUGAUAAUUACUCCGUGAAGCGGCAAAUCUUAAACUCAGGCCCUGUAAUAGCAUCUCAGUUACUACUUGUUGAUGAGGUUAUUCGUGCCGGUCGCAACAUGCGGAAGCCCACUUAGUUUCUGCCCUAUGAUUAUUGGAUUUUGUGGCUAGUCUGGGCAUUGUGGAGGACCAUUGUAAAUGGAACAUUGCCUCAGAUUGCUUUAGAAGGUUUUGGUCUUUAUUUGUGCGGAUUGUAUCAAAACAUGAACUGGGUUAUGUCCGGUUAAGAUUGUAACUUGAUGAUUUGCAGUGUAGUUUUAAUGACCAUUGUUUUGUAAUCUAGGUUAUUUUUGCAUCUGUAGUUCACUGUUCUGGCUUAAUCAAAUGCUUUCUGUUUUGAUACUGGCUUUGGUGACUGAAGAUUCUCGCUGUUUUAAGGUUGAUUUCUUACCCUCGUGGAUUCUA
Messenger RNA from Oldenlandia corymbosa var. corymbosa, 2166 nucleotides. Lineage: Eukaryota; Viridiplantae; Streptophyta; Magnoliopsida; Gentianales; Rubiaceae. The record is from the annotation of a GenBank genome assembly.